UUAAACUCAUGUGUCAGUAUGAAAUAGGUUGGUGCAAUUUGAUGAAGCUCAACUACAGUGAAUGCCUCAACAACUUCAAACGGUUGAAGGAUGAAACCAAGUGGUCAAAAUGUUACUAUACAUAUCUCAUGGGAGUAUGUCUGGGUGCUAUGGGAGAUUUGCUUGCUGCUGAGGAGACACUGAAGAAGGUACCAGGACUCCUCAAAAAGAAGAACCACCAAAUAGAGGCAUUUGUCUCUCGAAGGGUAUGUAUUUUUGGCCGGAUUGCAAUGCAAUCAUGGCUUAUAGAUUGGCGAUUCCCAUCCGUCCGUCCCUCUGUCUGCACUAAG
This is a messenger RNA of Mizuhopecten yessoensis (Yesso scallop), 329 nucleotides long. Its product is annotated as tetratricopeptide repeat protein 39C-like. NCBI's taxonomy places the organism in Eukaryota, Metazoa, Mollusca, Bivalvia, Pectinida, Pectinidae. Gene Ontology annotation, biological process: cilium assembly. The annotation marks the transcript as partial. Gene Ontology annotation, molecular function: protein binding. The transcript is spliced from 4 exons. The record is from RefSeq and is a predicted model, not a curated record.